Anopheles bellator is the source of this 1383-nucleotide messenger RNA. RefSeq lists its product as uncharacterized. The transcript has 3 exons. NCBI's taxonomy places the organism in Eukaryota, Metazoa, Arthropoda, Insecta, Diptera, Culicidae. The record is from RefSeq and is a predicted model, not a curated record. The coding region runs from base 1 to 1383 and encodes 460 amino acids.
AUGACAUUGUUGGCGCUGCCAUAUGACGAACUUUGGGUGCGCACCGGCGGCAAGUCGGCGUGGAACCGGCCCGAGUGUAUCAAAUUGCUUCACGUUGGCUCCCCCGGCGCUGGGGACGAACAUAAUCUGUCCGAUCAGUUCCGCAGCUUGCCACCGAUGAUGACGUCCCACUCGACGGCGCUCGACCUGCAGCAGCAGUCGUCGCCGGGCUCGCGCCUGAAGAACGCGUUCUCGUCCGAUUUCGGCUCGAAGUCGUUCAUACUGUUCGACCAGCGGAACAACCAGCGCUUCGAGAUGGUACCGACCGAGGAGGACGAAGAGCUGGUGGACGAGAACCAGGAGAUCAUACAGAUGCAUAACGGGCGCGCUCAUCGCUACGCGAUCAUACCGUCGGUGGCGGACGAUGAAGAUGAGACGUGCCUCAGCCACGGCAACAGCUACGGAGCCGAGGAACCGCCCAUCGUCCAGCGAUCGCCCGCUCGCCCACCGUCCUCGUUGUCGGUUCGCCAUCCGCGGGCGCCGGCCCCUCCACCCGGUGUCAUGGCGACGCCACCGAAAGCGCCACCUCAGCCGGGACGGAUCGAGACGACGCCGAAGAAAAAUCUGGCCACGCUGAAGCUACACGAACUGCUGACGACUCCCCAGAAGCAGUCUGCGCAGCACUGGAGGAACCAGCCUGCGCCGCCGCCACCACCUGCACCGUCGCCGUUUAACGCCACCCCGGCUACGACGCCGCGCCGAGGAGCGCCAGCUGGCCCGGCGAGAGUGGUCUCCAGCACACCGAAACAGCAGCAGCCGCAGCAGCAGCAACAACAGCUGCAACCCCCCACAACGGCCGUCAUUAGCCCGCGCCUGAACUCGGAUAUCUACAGCGAGAAACCACUGCCGCUCGAUCCCGAGAAACCGUGGGGUGCGUCGGACGGGUCGAAGUCGUGGCAAAAGAUGGCCAACGCGUCGAUUACCAUCGGGGCCGUCUCGUUGAUGCUCAUUCUGUGCGGUUUCAUGAACUCCGGCCUGAGCCUCUACAUGACCGCCAAGCUGGGCCGCGAAUUCUUUCUCGAUAUGGGCAUACUGGCCGGCUUCGCCGCGAUCGCCCUCGGCAUACUGGGCUUCAAGUCGCGCCAGUGCGAUUGGCUGCCGAAUCGGAACUACAUGUCAGGUUACGUCUUGGUGACCGUCUUCUCUCUGCUAAACUGCUGCUUCGAGGUUAUACUGAUGACGAUGCACCCGUACCCGGGCACACCGCUGAACGAUGUGACGACGGGCGUCAUUCUGGGACUGUCGUCCCUCAUCAUCCUGCUGAUCAGUCUGGGGGCGAUCACAUCCCGCUGGUGCCGUGCACCGCCUCCGGAUAACCGUGUGGACGUGUGCACCGCAUCGUGA